AUGACGCUGCCAACCUUUACGGAACACACCGAGAUCAAUGGAAAGAGUGUCAAUUCGAUGCUUACAUUGGCGGAAUCUUAUAAUAAAUCGGUACAAGAGGAAUCAACCAUGACACCUGAACAAUUGAAAACUCGAUAUGUUGGAAAACAGGUUCAAAAGCGUCAUUUAGAGGAAAAUUUGGAAGACAUAAUAUUGGCACUAGGAAUUAUGAUUGAUUCAGACAGUUUCAUAGAUACAAAUCAAAAAAAUAAAAUCCAGGGAUAG
Molecule: messenger RNA, 264 nt
Organism: Funneliformis caledonium
Lineage: Eukaryota; Fungi; Glomeromycota; Glomeromycetes; Glomerales; Glomeraceae
Source: the annotation of a GenBank genome assembly